This is a messenger RNA of Parus major (Great Tit), 7025 nucleotides long. It is a transcript of the gene FBH1, whose product is annotated as F-box DNA helicase 1. Gene Ontology annotation, molecular function: protein binding; DNA binding; ATP binding. Gene Ontology annotation, cellular component: nucleus. The record is from RefSeq and is a predicted model, not a curated record. Lineage: Eukaryota; Metazoa; Chordata; Aves; Passeriformes; Paridae. The transcript is spliced from 17 exons. The coding region runs from base 16 to 2922 and encodes 968 amino acids. Gene Ontology annotation, biological process: replication fork processing; double-strand break repair via homologous recombination.
CCUCCCCUCAUUCCCAUGGAAUUCAUUCCCGCUUUCCCCCCUGCAGCCCCCGGCCGCCAGAGGAGCAUCCUGGAUUUCUGCGGGAUCCGGAGCCGCGGGAUCGAGGAGGAUCCAUUGGAUCCCUGUUCCUCUUCUCCUCCAGAUUCCUGCCUUUUCCAGCAUUCCCAGCUCUCCGUGCCACCUCCAACUGCACAUUCCAGGAAAAGACCUCUUCCCUCUGCACCCUCAGGAAUUCCCACCCCAGAGCUGGAUCUUUGGGAUGAACCCCAGGAGAAAAUUCCCCAACUGCUCCAGCAGGAAUGGGAAGAGCUGGAAGUGGAGCCUCUUCCCGAUUCCCACUACGGCCUCCUGGGCACUCGGAACUGGGAAUUCCCUCAGGGAUCCAUGGAUUCUCUUCCUGCUGAAAUCCUCAGGAAUAUUUUUGCUCUCCUGCCAGUGCUGGAUCUGUACCAAAACCUGAGCCUGGUCUGUCAUUCCUGGCGGGAAAUUAUCCGGGAUCCGCUGUUUAUUCCAUGGAAAAAGCUCUACCACCGCUACCUGAAGGGGGAGCACUCGGCCCUGCAGGCGGUGGAGCAAAUCCUGCAGGAAUUUUCCAUCACCAAGGAAAACCAGGAAUGUGUCCUGGGGCUGGUCAGGUUGGUGGCAUCCAAGGGAGCCAAGGUGGAUCCCAACGCUCUUCUCCGGAUUUUGGGAACUCAUCCCCUCUUCCCAAAGGCUCAAAUCUGCGUCCACAACAAAUUCCCAGAUUUACUCAGCAAGCCUGGGGUGAGUUUCACUAAGGUUUUUUUGGGAUUUUUUAAAAAUUCCUGCCGGCGUCUUCCGGAUCCAGAGUUGUUGUUCUUGGUAAUUCCUGAUUUAUCCCUUUAUUUUUAUUUUUUUCCCAGGAUUCACUACAAUAUUUUCUACUGUUUGUAUCUGAUGGAAAAUUCCUCUGGAAUUGCUCCGCCUCCGGAAGAGGGAAGAGAGGAUUUGUGUUCCAGUGGACGGGCUGAUGUCAAACUGACCCAUGAGCAGCAGAGGAUUUUGAAUCAUAAAAUUGAGCCUGGGCAGACAGUGAAAAUCAUGGCAUUUGCAGGCACAGGGAAAACCUCGACUUUGGUCAAGUACGCGGAGAAAUUCCCGGAGCUGAAAUUCCUUUACCUGGCUUUUAACAGAGCUGUGGUGGAAAAGGGGAAAAAGGUUUUUCCAAGGAAUGUCACCUGCAAGACUUUCCAUUCCUUGGCUUUUGGAAGUGCUGGGAGAUGCUACAAAGACAAAGGCAAGCUGAACUUUUCCAAGAUGUCCGUGUUUUCCAUCAGCUCCCUCCUUCGCAAUUGCAAAGGCCAAUCCCUGUUUGUGAGAGGGAAAACGGUGGCGCAGACCUUGGAGAAUUUCUUUUCCUCCUGGGACGAGGAGAUCAGCGAGGAGCACGUCCCGCUCUGGUUCAGGAACACCCACGGGAACAUGGAGCGUGUGAGCCCAGAGGAAAAGAGAAUCAAUGUGGAAGAGGCCAGGGAGAUUUGGCACAACAUGAAGGAGCUGGAUGGAGACGUGGAAAAGAAAUACAAAAUGACUUGUGAUGGAUAUUUGAAACUCUGGCAGCUCAGCAAACCCCAGCUCUCAGGAUACGAUGCCAUUUUUGUGGAUGAAGCCCAGGAUUGCACUCCAGCCAUCGUGGAUAUCGUACAAUCCCAAAAAUGUGGGAAAAUCCUGGUGGGAGAUCCUCACCAACAGAUCUACACCUUCCGAGGGGCGGUCAACACCCUGUACUCGCUGCCCCACAGCCACGUGUUCUACCUGACCCAGAGUUUCCGCUUUGGGCCCGAAAUCGCCUACGUGGGAUCCACGAUCCUGGAUUUGUGCAAAGGGAUCCGCGGGAAAACCCUGCUGGGAGGGACCCAAAAGGGUGAGAUGGGAUUGGGAAAGAGGGAAAAUUCCUGGAUAAUUGUGGGAUUGGGAAUGGGUACGGGUAACCAGGAAUUCCUGGCAGGAAUGGCUGUGGAUAACUGGGAAUUCCUCUUGGGAAUGGCUGUGGAUAUCCAGGAAUUCCUGGCAGGAUUGGCUGUGGAUAACUGGGAAUUCCUGGCAGGAUUGGCUGUGGAUAUUCAGGAAUUCCUUGCAGGAAUGGCUGUGGAUAUCCAGGAAUUCCUGUUGGGAAUGGCUGUGGAUAUCCAGGAAUUCCUGGGUUUGCAGCGUUUUGGGCUGGGCAGAAUUUUGGACAUUUGGAAGCUGAGCCAACCCCCAGAGCUCAGGAAAAACGACAACCUGGAGAUAGAGGAUCCGUUCAUCCGGCGCUGGGAGGCGUCGGGCGGCUUCCCGGCACUGCGGGAAUUCGCCGCCUGCGUUCAGGACCGAGACCUGGAAGGGAAAAUUUCCAUCGUGGAAAAAUACCGGGAACGGAUCCCGGAGCUGCUGAGGAGGAUCAGGGCCAGCCACGUUUCCCAGGAAUCCCUGGCAGAUUAUCUCCUGGGGACCGUGCACCAAGCCAAGGGCCAGGAAUUCGACAGCGUUUGGGUCGCGGAUGAUUUUGUGCAAAUCUCAUCCAUGGCUUUCCUGAGGAGAGCAAAUGACGCUCUGGGUGAGGAACAGCGGGAAAAGGGAACGUGGGAAUGGGGCUGGAGAGUGGGAAUGGGUCACGGAUCAACCUUCAUCUCCCUCAGAGUGCUGAUAUUCCCAUUUUUCCGUGUUUCCCAGGAACAUUUCCUCCGGGUGGAGCUGCUGAGUGAGGCUGCCCCAUCUCCCAUCCCUUGUUGUGUGUUGGGAUGUACAAAAUCCCUGGAAUUCCGCUCCGGGCUGGUGGUGAAGAAGCUCCCGUUGAGUCGUAGCGACGGCAGCCGGGAUCUGGGGGGAUUCCUGUGCCAGGCUUGCACCCAGCAAUUCUUUGGCUCCCUGGCUCCGCUCGUCUCGUUCCCAACGAUCCAGGAAAAGCCCAUCCAGCCCUGACAGAGCCUCCAGCUUCCCAGAGCCAUCCUGGACCUGGGACAAAUCCUCCUGGCACAUCCCAGCUCCUAAAUCAGACGUUGGAGAUGGAAAUCAGGAUGUUGGAGCAGGAUUUCAGCCAAAUCCUCCAAAUUCUAGGUGAAUAUUGGAGCAGGAUUUCAGCCAAAUCCUCCAAAUUCCAGGCAAAAGUUGGAGCAGGAUGUUCCCAGCUCCAAAUUCCAGGUGAAAGUUGGAGCAGGAUUCCUCUUGGCACAUCCCAGCUCCAAAAUCAGACGUUGGAGAUGGAAAUCAGGAUGUUGGAGCAGGAUUUCAGCCAAAUCCUCCAAAUUCCAGGCGAAUGUUGGAGCAGGAUUUCAGCCAAAUCCUCCAAAUUCCAGGCGAAUGUUGGAGCAGGAUUUCAGCCCAGCUCCAAAUUCCAGGUGAAAGUUGGAGCAGGAUGUUCCCAGCUCCAAAUUCCAGACAAAAGUUGGAGCAGGAUUUCAGCCCAGCUCCAAAUUCCAGACAAAAGUUGGAGCGGGACGUUCCCAGCUCCAGAGGAAUUUCCAGGCUUCCUGGGGAUGAUGUGAUUUCCUCCAGCCCUGCCUCAUCCUCCAGGAGCUGGGAAGUGGAAUAUCCAGAGGAUAUUCCAGAGGAUAUUCCAGAGGAUAUUCCUGCACUUCAGGAAUGGGAUCCGACAGAACAAGGUUCAUUUUGGAACAUUCCCUCUCUUCCCCCUGACACCAAACUCCCCAAAUAUCCCGUCAUUCCCGGAAUUCCCUCUGAUCCAAUGGAAAAAAGAGGAAGCAUAAUGCUGGAAAAUAUCCAAAGAAAGUUUAUUUAUUGGAAAUGAACUUUUCCUGUCCAGCCAGGGGAGGAAAUCCUGAAUGUCUCCCAGUGAAUUCAUCUUCGAUCCUUGCAGCCAAGGGAUUUCCCUGGAUUCUUUCCCUCCUCCCUGCAGCCAACCAGGAGGGAAGAGAUAAGCAGGAGCAGAAAAAUUCGGGGACAAACUGGAGAGGGAUUUCCAAUCCUCAAAUUAAAUUUAUAGCCAAAAAAAAAAACCUUAACACUUCCAUUGUGUCUCUUCCCUGCCCUCAAAUAUCCUUUUAUUUCCCGGAUCACGCUCUCCGUGCCUGGAGGCCACAAUUCCAGAGUCUGUGCCAUGGGAAACCAGAACUGGAAGUGGUUUUGGAAUCUGCCCUUGGCCACGGCCUGGAGCUGCUGCAGGAAUCCAUCCUGGUUUUUAUUCCAUGGGAUGGAUUGGAUUCCAUGGAGCUGCUUCCCUCCCUCUCCUUUCACUUUGGAAGCCGAUUCCGGGAAUGCGUUCCCGACGUGGGCAGGAAUUCUCCCAAACUCUUGGAUCUGGAUGGGAACACAAAGCCUGGAGUGGCCAUUGGAUCAUCCCAGGGCUCCCUUCCAGCCUCUCCCGAGAUUCCUGGUUCCUUGGGAAGAGGGAUGUGCCCCGGAUUGGAGGCACAAACAGGAGCAGCCAGGAAAAUCCAUGGAAUUCCAGCCGGUGCAUCCCAAGCUUUUUGAGAACUCCUCUGUGCCGUCACCUCCGGAGGUUGGGAAUGAACCCUUCGAUUCCGCGGUGUCCAAUGGGAAUGCUGCAGGAUUCAUCCCAAUCCAGUCCUUCCCGAGACAUCCAGUUAAAAAUCUGAGUGUAUUUUCCAUAUAAAAUACAUUUAUUUCUACCUAAAAAUAGAAAGCUGCCUUUUCUGGAGUGGGAGGAAACAAGUGGAUAAAAACCUGGAUAAGGGAACAAGUGCAAAAAACCUGGAUAAAGGAACAAGUGGAUAAAAACCUGGAUAAGGGAACAAGUGCAAAAAACCUGGAUAAGGGAACAAGUGCAAAAAACCUGGAUAAAGGAACAAGUGGAUAAAAACCUGGAUAAGGGAACAAGUGGAUAAAAACUGCUGAUGGAUAAAAGGAAACACACAAAGGAAAAUAUUCCCUAAAUUAUUUGGUCCUCGAUGGUGUCCGUGGAGGUGCCGCUCCAGCUUGGAUUCCGGGUGGGGAUCGGGAUCCGGAGCCGGGAUCGGUGCUGGAAGUGCUUCCCAAGGAUCCCUGAGCUGUGUGUGAGGGUGGGAUGUUCCCAACACCUUGGGCUCAGUGGCUGGAGGAGAACAGGAAAGGGAUGAGGAUGUGUGGAAAUGCUCAGCUGGGUCUUUCCAUCCAGUUCCUGGGAUUUGGGACAGAGCUGGGAAAAGGAUGGGAUCCAGCUAAUCCGAGUCUAUCCAUGGACAGGGGAUGGGAAUUACCUGGGGCAGAUUCAUCCCAAAUCCCAUCCCAGCAUCCCAACCCUCUCCCUGCCCACCACCAGCAUCCCCAGGGCCAAUUCCCACAAAUCCCAGCUCCCAGUGUAGGACAUUCCCCCACCUUCGGGAUCAUCCGUGGGAACCAUCCGCGUUCAGCCGCGCGUCCCUGGCUGCUCUCAGGGAAGCGGCCGGAAUUCCAUCCUCCGGCAUCCCUCGGGAUGGGAAUGCUCCGAGUGUCCCCGGGCCGGGUGCUCAGCCUGUGGGGACGACGACGGGAGGCUCCACCUCCUCAUUCCCGACGGGAUGAGCUUCCAUGGGAAUAUCCGUCUCCGUCACCGCGUAGCCCUGCCUGGUGCACCUGCGGAGGGAAGAGGAGCAUCGGUGCCAUUCCAAGGUUUUCCUUUGGAAAGCACUGAAGCCUUGGAAAACUCAUCCUUACUUCCUCCUCCAGCAGCAGGCGGCCGCAAUUCCGGUGGCCAGCAGCACCAGGAAUCCUGCGGGAUGGAGACACGGAGUGAGGAACAUCUCCCAACCCACGGCCAAGGAAUUCCACCAAAAUAGCUCUGGAAGGAGCCAAACCCACUCCGGGCACCAUCACAAGGUGCCCUCCCCACCCCCAGAGGGAGAAACUUUGGAAUUCUUCUUUCCAGGAAGGAAUUUGGGUGCUGGAUCCUUUCCCUCCCCUUCCCAUUCCUGUUGGUCCUGGAAUAAAACUCCCACAGCUCCCAAAAGGGAUUUGAAACUUUAAAAAAGAAUAAAUAAGCCCCCAUUUCCCAAAUAAGCGAUUUUUUUCCCAACUUACCGACAGAAGAGCCCACGGAGAGGAUGGAAACUGGAAAAGAGGAGAGAAAAGGAAAUUUUGAGCUGCAGAAGUAGGAAAGGGGUGGAUUCUGGGAGGAGCCUCACUAAAAGGGAGGUUGGAGGGAAGGAAAAAUUCCAUUGGAAAAGCAGAAGAGCCUUUACGGAUCAAAGAAGCCCCGGGGGAGGUUUGGAUUCCCUCGGGAAUUGGCCCAACCUGCGGCGUGAUCCGUGGGCGGGAUGGGCAGCGGGGUUCUCCCCUCUCCCAGCGUGGAUGUGUCCGGUGUUGGAAUCGUCUCCGGCGGCCUGGAUCCAUCUGGCAGCACAGGGGACUGACUGGAAGCUGGAGAGGGGCUGGAAUUCGGGCUGGAAUUCGGGCUGGCAUCGGUUCUUCCUGCUGAGAAAACGAUGGGAAAUCUUGAAAUUCCCAAAAUGGAAAAGCGGCUCCGUUAUUUCCGCGCCCUCAUCCGACAGCUGGGAUUUCAGGAGACGGCGCGAAUCAGAUCCCACCACGGGAAUGUUGUGGUUUCCAAAUGCCAGGCUCCAAUCCCAAUCCCAAUCCCAAUCCCGUUCCUCACCCCUCUGGGUCGUGCUCUCCGUGCCGGGGGUUUCCCAGGAAUAAGCUGGAUCUCCUUUGGGAAAACACAACAGGGAGACACCAUCAGCUGGGAAAUGGAACUCCAACCGGUUUGCUGAGUCAGUCAAAAUUAUUUUAGUCAAUAUUUUAUUGGAUAUUUAUUUUUUUAUUAUUUUAUCCAAUUAUUUUAUCCAACAUUGAGGUCCGAGGGAAAUUCCACAAAUUCUGGAUGUUUGUUGUCAAAUUUUAACAAUUUUUUACAUUUUAGCAAAAAAAGGAAUUAAUGUUCAUUUGCUUCAAGUUCUUAAUUACCCUUCUAUUGUUGAAUAAUUGAUCCCUUUUUAAUUAAUGUAAUUAAUCCGUAUUUUCAGCCUUUUAAUUAUGUUUUCCCAGACCUCUGCAUUAUCCAAAGUCUUUUUCUGGUUUAUAAAUUCCACAUUCCCGGUGUUCCAUCCUCCACAAUAAAUUCCUUUCCCAGGAUUUAACUUCCUCCCCCA